GAAAAGUGGACGACCGAGCUCUGAUUCAAACUAGAAUGUCAGACUUCUGCUGACUCUUCCAUGUAUUGGAGAAUAUAUAUAGAAUUGUGAGAGCUCAAGCUCCAAUAGUGAACAUCAUAACGAAAAGCACGUGAAUAUUCAACAUGUCUUCUAUCAAAGAGCUCAGUGAGAGAAUCGCUAGAAAAUCAGCUAUUGUCGAGAAAUGGUUGGCGGGCAAGAAUGCCAAAGUGUCGUUUGAUCAGGAGGCAAAAGAUGAAUACCCCGAUACUGAUGGCGAAUCUGAGAUUGGAAUGGUGCGGAUGGUGGUUAUUGAUGACACGAGUGCAUUUUGUGACUUGUUUCUUGGUCCGCGAGAGGUUCUGGCUCCGGUUUGGGGAGCUGUAAGUAAUAUUGAGAAUUGUAUGUAGUGUUGGAAAGAUGGGGCACGUGCAUCUUAUAUGCAUUAUCUUCCACUUCCGAUUUUAGAUUUAGAUCACUACAGCGAAUUCUACAUAGUCAAUAAUAUAUGUAUUCCACUAGCCUGCUCCCUUAAUUGUGAGCAUGGAGCAUGAUAUGCUAAGAUAUGUGUCUAGGCCAUUGACAAUGCGGCUCAACAAUUUAUCUAUCACUUCAAUAUUCUUCAUGCAAUUCCACUCGAUGGUGAAGCGACUUAUGCGGAAAUAUCUGCAAAGGUUGGCUUGUCUGAGAGAAAAGUCAAACCGGUUGUGCGUAAAGCAAUGCUGAAUCAGAUGCUGCGAGAGGAUGUUCCGGAUCAUGUUUUUCAGACUGCCUCGUCUGCUCUGCUGUUGCGUGAUCAUAAUAUGAUGAAUUACUACGGCUUUUUCGUUGAGCAAAUUCUUCCUGCCAGUGCAAAGCUAACCGAGGCGCUGAAGAAAUAUAAAGACAGCACCACUGCUCAAGAUACCGCACUUAGUCUUACCCUCAACACGAAGGAUGUCUUAUUCAAAUACCUCGAGCAAAGCCCCGAGUUGAUGGCUCGAUUCGUCGGUGCAAUGGAGGGUGUUGACAAGGAUCCUAGCCAGAGUCAAAAGCACGUUAUAACAAGAUAUUCAUGGACAGAGCUUGGAAAGCCACUUUUAUCAAUUUCAGUUUGACUUUCUUCUCUGUCCCCUUCCUGGAAAGUUAACUCAAAUUCGUAUAGGUUGGUGGCUCGUCCGGGUUUUUGAGUGUAGAACUUGCAAGAAACUACCCGAAGCUAAACUUUGUGGUAGAAGAUUACAAAAAGAAUAUUGAGCAAGGAGCUACACAGUUGUUAUCCGAGUUGACCGAACGUGUCAAGUUUGUACUGCAUAACUUCUUUGACCCCUAGCCCGUAACGGGCGCAGAAGUCUAUAUUUUGCGUCAUAUCUGUCACAAUUGGUCGCAUGAGAAUAGUGUCGAAAUCAUUCGUCAAAUUUUACCGGCCA
Messenger RNA from Botrytis cinerea B05.10, 1406 nucleotides. RefSeq lists its product as hypothetical. The transcript has a single exon. The coding region runs from base 144 to 407 and encodes 87 amino acids. The record is from RefSeq and is a predicted model, not a curated record. Gene Ontology annotation, molecular function: O-methyltransferase activity. Lineage: Eukaryota; Fungi; Ascomycota; Leotiomycetes; Helotiales; Sclerotiniaceae.